Oppiella nova is the source of this 1416-nucleotide messenger RNA. Lineage: Eukaryota; Metazoa; Arthropoda; Arachnida; Sarcoptiformes; Oppiidae. The record is from the annotation of a GenBank genome assembly.
AUUUUGAGUCCAAUAUGUGAUGAAAGCAAUACUCAGUUGAAGAUUGAUUCAGUUGUGUCGGUAGACAACGAAACGGUCUAUUAUUUCACUGACGAUAUCAUAACAGUAGUGAAUGUCAAAACCAACUCUAUUGUCAAUGUCUCGCAAAUCAAUGCUUACUUUAAUAGUGAUCCGAUUGAGACGCCGAUAGACAUAGCAUUUAUUUACGACAAUAAUCUUGAGCUAAUCAGCAAAAAUAGAACCGAAUGGGUUAUAGACUUAAAAACUGGACGAUCGACGAAACGAAAGGAUAAUCUAAGGGAUUGGGUAUUGAAUGGUAUAAUCGCUGUGUUUCCGACCGAUACGACGGGUGUGUUGGUUGCGAGCAAUAAACCCACCGAAGGGUUCGUUAGUAUUCACUUACAGGUGAACCCAAAUUACACCCAAAACACCAGUUAUUUGAUCAGAAAUGGAGAUCAGAUACGACUGUUCAGCGGAAACGAUCCCACUUUGAAAGACAUUGAAUUUUAUCGCCAAAUCGAUACCAUUAAUAUAACCAACGCUUAUAAGAUCGGAGACACCAUUACUUUCAUAGCCAACAGAUUCUCAGUCGAUGUGUCCAAAGAGUGGUCACAAUUAGUGGUUAAAGAUUUUGUCGCAAAUUUGUGUCCAAAUUUAAACCGAAUGACACCCCGAGCGCCAACCACCACAACCGCCACAACCAUUGCUACCACUCCCAGCGACUUGAUAGCUAAGGGCCAGGGAUUGAGUGGGGUGGCCAUUGCAAUGGCAGUUGCUAUUUUUCUCGCCACAAACGUCAAUACCAGAGAUUUUUUGGCACACAAUUGGAUCCAACAAACCGUUGAUACAAUACAAGUCCGAAGAAUUACUGGAGGUUUGAGUAAUCAGUUAUACUAUUGUGGAGUCAAUGAGCCCUCACUUACAUCCACUGCACCUCAAGAGGUGGCCAUCAGAUUGUAUGGCAAUAAAUGGUAUAACAAUCUGAAUAGUGAUGGGAAUGAGAGAUCGAAAGAUAGGAGUAGUGAACGUCUGAGUGAUGUGAUCACAUCUCUGAUGUUAUCGGAGACACAAUUGGGACCAAAAAUAUACGGACUCUUCGAAGACGGACAGAUCCUACACUACUAUCACCACCGACAGUUCAAACUCGAGGAGCAAAACAACCCAAAACUGGUUGAGGAACUGUUCCAAAAGAUAGCUCGAGUUCACGCCCUGGACGUCCCCCUCCCGAAGAAGCACUGGCUCUUCAGAGAGAUUGAGCUCAACUACGAGGAGGCGUACAAAAGACAUCCCAUUAAUGAGUUGAUAGAAGAGCUAAGCUGUGAGACAAUCAAAACUCACGAUUUGAAGACUGAGAUCCAGUGGCUGAAGGAUAUGAGCGUCAAAAUAAACAGUCCUCUCGUGUUUGCACACAACGAU